Molecule: messenger RNA, 4091 nt
Organism: Numida meleagris (helmeted guineafowl)
Lineage: Eukaryota; Metazoa; Chordata; Aves; Galliformes; Numididae
Gene: PIP5K1A
Product: phosphatidylinositol-4-phosphate 5-kinase type 1 alpha
Exons: 16
Coding region: 21-1757 (578 amino acids)
Biological process (GO): phosphatidylinositol metabolic process
Molecular function (GO): phosphatidylinositol kinase activity
Source: RefSeq, a predicted model, not a curated record
CGGGCGCGGGAGGCGGCAAGAUGGCGGCGGCGGGGCCCGAGUCGGGCGGCAGCAGCGGCAGCAGCGGUGGCCUCGGGGGGCCGUCUGCCUUCAAAAAAUCCCUCACCCCAGAGAUGCCAGGUUCUUCCGGGCAGCCGGGCUCUCAGACGAUAAAGAAGGGGCACAGAGGAGUGGAUUCCACGGGCGAGACCACCUACAAGAAGACGACGUCGUCAGCCUUGAAAGGUGCGAUCCAGCUGGGCAUUACGCACACAGUUGGGAGCUUGAGCACUAAACCCGAAAGAGACGUUCUCAUGCAAGAUUUCUACGUAGUAGAAAGUAUUUUCUUCCCGAGUGAAGGGAGUAACCUGACCCCAGCUCAUCACUACAACGAUUUCCGGUUCAAAACCUACGCUCCAGUGGCCUUCCGUUAUUUCCGGGAGCUGUUUGGGAUCCGACCGGACGACUACCUGUACUCGCUCUGCAGUGAGCCGCUCAUUGAACUCUCAAAUUCUGGGGCCAGUGGAUCCCUCUUCUACGUGUCCAGCGACGACGAGUUCAUCAUCAAGACAGUUCAGCACAAAGAGGCGGAGUUCUUGCAGAAGCUGCUGCCCGGCUACUACAUGAACUUGAAUCAGAACCCAAGGACGCUGCUGCCCAAGUUUUAUGGCUUGUACUGUGUCCAAGCUGGGGGCAAAAACAUCCGCAUUGUGGUGAUGAACAACCUGCUGCCGCGCUCCGUGAAGAUGCACCUCAAGUACGACCUGAAGGGCUCCACCUACAAGCGCCGAGCGUCCCAGAAGGAGCGGGAGAAGGUUUUCCCCACCUACAAGGACUUGGAUUUUAUGCAGGACAUCCCCGAUGGCCUCUUCUUAGACUCGGACAUGUAUAAUGCUUUGUGCAAAACGUUGCAGAGAGACUGUUUGGUGCUGCAGAGUUUUAAAAUCAUGGAUUACAGUUUGCUGGUGGCAAUCCAUAACAUCGAUCUGGCGCAGAGAGAGCACGCCAUGGCGGACGGGACAUCCCAGGCCGACACGCGGCGGCCCGCGGCGCAGAAGGCGCUGUAUUCCACCGCCAUGGAAUCCAUCCAGGGGGAGGCCCGGAGGGGCGGCACCAUAGAGACAGACGACCAGAUGGGGGGCAUUCCUGCCCGCAACGCCAAGGGGGAGAGGCUGCUCCUCUACGUCGGCAUCAUCGACGUGCUGCAGUCCUACAGAUUUGUGAAGAAGCUGGAGCACUCGUGGAAGGCCCUUGUGCACGAUGGGGACACCGUGUCCGUGCACAGACCCAGCUUCUACGCUGAAAGGUUCCAGCGGUUCAUGUGCAACACCGUGUUCAAGAAGAUACCCCUGAAGCCAUCCCCUUCCAAGAAGAGCCGCUCCGGCACCGCGGUUCCUCGGCGGAGCUGUCAGGGCGGAGUGCCUUCCCAGCUGCACGUGUCGUGCGAGACUAAAGCACAAGUCACGACAGAGGCGGAUGUGGAGCAAGGUUCCCUCCUCGGUCGCCCGGAUCUGCUGCCCAGGACUCUGCCGGUGGACGAAGCGAACAGCGAUUCCGUCGCCACCACCCUGUCCACCUCCUCCUUGGGCAGCGGAGGCCUCCACUCGCCCGCAAACAGGUCAGUGGGCGUUCAGGUGCACAAAGCCGACAGCUCAGCAAAGGAUUUCGCUAGGACUGCUGCCUUCCUGUCUAGCUCCCCAGGACUGUCCGUCCCUGAGCCCUCCUUGGAGCUGAGGGAGCAGCUGGAAGAGCUGCAGGAGACGGAGAUCAGCUUCUGAGGCAGCAGUGAGGCAACGACGGGAGCCGAUGGUUCCGUGCUCUGCGUGGUCUCUGCGCUCCGGCGCGCGCUCAGCCCCCGUUGCUGACCUUCUUGGUUUUUAGUUUGUUUUUUUUUUUUUUGGUUUUUGGGUUUUUUGUUUUUAUUUUUAUUUUUUUGAAAUGUUACCUGGACAGAAAGCUGAGAGCGGGCGGGCUGCGCGUCGCGGGCGGCCGAGGGGAGCGGUUGAGCAGAGCCCUACAGGCACCACGCUGCUGGCGGAGCCCGGCAGGGCCUGAGCCGGGUCCUGGGGGGAGGAAGAGGAGGAAGAGGAGGAAGAGGAGGAACGGCUCCACGCGGACUGAAGGCCUUUGGAAAAGGGCUCUGACUUCCAAGGAGUUCGCCGCUCGCGAUGCCGACGCCGCAAACCGCGGCCUUUGGGAGUUAGCCCCUGGCCAGGGCGGAGCGACGCGCUCCUCUUUUGUAUUUCCAACGAGUUUUUAAUGUCGGCGUUUCCUGCGGUUUGGUCGCAGCCCUUCCCCUCGGCGCCGCGGCCCUGCUCUGUGUGCCCCACGGACGGCGCCCGCCACGGGAGCUGUGCGAGCUGCGGUGCACGAAGCCGGCGGCGCGGGAGAGCGGCGUCCCCUGGGCGUCCCUGCGGGGCUGGGCUCAGCGCCCCGAGCCUGCUCGCUUCUGGGAAUCCGCCACUGGUUCUUCAGCAAACGGACCAAACCCGCGCACAGACGUUGGGCUGAUCUGUGUGUUCACGAAACGCUUUUUUUUUUUGGUUUUAUUUUUUUUUAGGAAAGGAAGCGGCUCUGCCCCGUGUUCCCGAUGGGUUGGAAUCCUCCGUUGGUUUUUGUUUUUUAUAUAUUGGAAAAAAAAAAAAAAAAAAAAAAAAAAAAGAAAGCAAAGUCACGGAGCCGUGCCCCUGUGGCAGCACGAGGGGUUUCUGCGCGCUGAGGAACCCAGGAAUGUAGUGGUGCCGGGGGGGGGACGCUUCGGAGCCGACUCCCUCCCCACCUCCCGCCUCGAGCGGGCGCCGAUAUUUUUUUAAGGAGAAACAAAAAACACCCCCCCCCCCCCAAAAAAAAAACCAAACCCACAAACCCGACCCUUCUUUUGGAUGUCAUUUCCUAGUUUUGUUUCAAAAGACCCCACGGAAUGGCCUUAUUCCUCCGGGGGUCCGGACCCGGAGCGGGGUUGUGCGGCUCCCGGUGCCCCCGGGGGCUGUCCCACGCCGACCCCCGUCCCAGCGCUGCGGGGGAGGUGGGCUCUCCCCCCACGCUGCCCUUCCUUUAGAGCCGAAGUAACUGUCUAUAUUAGACGCUGUUCUACCUUCCCUCCCAUCUCCUGUAAUGGUUCGGGUUUCUUGUUUUAUUAUUAUUAUAAUUUUUUUUUUUUUUACCAGGAGGGAAGAAAACCAACUCUCGAUAUUUUUUUCUUUUUUUCCUCCCACGAUUUAAUAUUUAUGAAGUUGUAUUUAAGCGGUUUUGUUUCUUUUUUCUUUUUUUUUUUUCCUUUCGGGGAUGGUCAUGCAGUGAGUAGGGAGAUGGGGGGUGGUGUUUCUAUACGGGAUCUACCGACCUUCGCUUUGUAAUGGGUUUUCAGAACAACUGCCUUUUUUUUUUUUUUUUUUUUUUUUUGCAUCUGGAAGUGGCGACAACAACCGGUGCUCAAUGGCUCCCGAGCCCCCGCGGGGCCCUUGUGCAGCGGGGAGGGCUGUGGGGCCGGCUGCGGGACCGCCCGAUGGAUCCUGGAAUCAUUUGGUGGAUCCUGGCCCCAGGUGAUGGAUCCUGGGAGCACCCGAUGGAUUCUGGGACCAUCAAAUGGAUCCUGAGACUCAGCUGAUGGACCCUGGCAUUGGUUGAUGGAUCCUGGGACAGCCUGAUGGGUCCUGGAGUGAGUUGAUGGAUCCUGGCAUCACUCAGUGGAUCCUGGCAUGGACUUUUGGAUGAUGGCCUUAGCUGAUGGAUCUUGGCACCACGUGAUGGAUUCUGGGACUGUCAAAUGGAUCCUAGGUCCACCUGAUGGAUCCUGGCAUCACCCGAAGGAUCCUGGUGUGGUCUUAAGGAUCUUGGCCCCAGGUGCUGGGUCCUGGAGCGGGCUGACGGAUCCUGGUGUGGGUUGAUGGAUCCCAGCACCUCCUGAUGGAUCUGGCCCCAGGUCACGGAUCUCAGCACUGCUGUUUGGAUUCGGGCCCGGGUGGUCCCUCGGCACCGGGAAGCCCCGUCCGUGUCCCCGUGGAGCUGCUCGUGCCGUGUCGUGGACAGUGUCGUGUUACCUCUGUACCGUUUCGCCGUCGGCGGCCGUUCUGUGGAUACCCACGGCCCCGAAUACAGUGUGUGCUCCUGCA